Molecule: messenger RNA, 2548 nt
Organism: Gasterosteus aculeatus aculeatus (three-spined stickleback)
Lineage: Eukaryota; Metazoa; Chordata; Actinopteri; Perciformes; Gasterosteidae
Product: interferon lambda receptor 1
Biological process (GO): cytokine-mediated signaling pathway
Cellular component (GO): plasma membrane
Molecular function (GO): protein binding; cytokine receptor activity
Source: RefSeq, a predicted model, not a curated record
UGGGACUAUUAUUUUUUUUUUUUUAAAGUGAAAUGUAACCCAUGCACAUGACUAAAUCUAUUAUAUUCAUAAAACAAGUUUGUGUUCGGCCUGUAACCGUCUGUCUCGCAAACUUUUCUUCGUCCUCUAAGUAGAUUACAGCCUAUCAGCUCUCUUAACAAAAUCACUGGCCUUCAAUUGAAUCCUUAUCCCUCCACCCCUUCCACCUCCCUGCUCCACUCCACCGCUCUGUCUGCAGCGCGCGCUGCCCGUCCAUGGGGUCUUGCUUCAAAAAAAAAAGGAGCUUGCACUGUACAGUAAGACCCUCGCCAAUCUGCCUCGAUCCAGAGGUCGCCACGUUGCCAUGGAGACACCGGGAGCCGCCACGAUGGGAUUGUGCUCGUGUGCCGUCGUUGCCCUGCUGAUCAUCGGGUCGACUGGAUCAGUCUGCUACACUGCUGUGGAAUCACUGGACUUAGGAUGCCUCCUGCGGUGGGAUUGUCCCCACGUUAGUCCUAAUACCACCUUUACCGUGCAGACAAAGACGCAGGGGGACCCCUGGCAGGACGUACCGUGGUGCGUUUGGCUCUCGUCCCACACCUGUGACCUCUCGCACGUCUUCUCAAACUUCGAGCUGUACAACAUGGUCCGUCUGGGCGUCCACCUCGGCCCCGUGUCCACCGCCUGGAUGAGGCCACGCAAGUUUGACUACAGUGACUUCACCUUCAGUCCUCCCUCCGUCACGGCCUCUUUGAGCGACGACCAGCUACUUGUGAUGGUGCAGUUCCCCUGUGCAGCCAACAGGAGGUGCUCUCUGGGGGGGUGUUGUCCCAUCUCUGAGAUGAUUGACCCCUGGACCACAGUAACUGUGUACAACAAGCUCAAUCAAUCAGAGUACCAGAGCCGCACGGUCUGGACCCAGGAGCUGGUGUCCCAUGUGGAGUUCUCUGGUUUGGCUCCAGGUCAGAACUACUGUGCUGUGGCCAACUUCUCCUUCCCAACCUUCUCCAUGGCUGCUUCCCCGAAAUCGGCCCCUCAGUGUGUCCAGACUCUGUCCAAAUCAGGUUUUCUCCUGCUGCCUGCCUUUUUUCUAGGAAUCGGACUGACGUCUCUGCUCCUUUUUCCACUUCUCACUGUGUUCCUGAAUAGACCAAGAGACACUGCAGCGACCACUGAAGAUCAACCCAAGAUUCCUGCGGCGGUUCAGGAUCCAGUGUCUUUGCUCCCCGUCGACCCUUGUGACAUCCACCUGGAGUUUGCUGACGAUAAAAUCUCCAUAGAACUCUCCUCUAACCAAGACCAGACCUCGAAUCACACCGGGGAUCCUCCCCAUCGCGACCCCAGCUCGGGCGCAUCGUACUGGGACACCGGAGGGAUGAAGCUCGACCUCCAGCAAGGACCCGACUGGAAUCAGCAUCCCGUUUCUCUUAAAGAGACAUUUUGGCCAAAUGGAGACCGAAAGACUAAAAACCAAAUCAUAGCGAACGUUGCUCCAUAAAGGUGUGCGUGUGCGUGCGUCUCUUGGUCAUGUCAUGCUCGUUAUUUACAAAUCAGUGUGAGGCUCAAACCCCGUUACAAGAAACGCUCGCCAUUCUGAAAUGUCUUCGAGGUAUUGGAUCCCUUCCAGUCCUGAAGAUGACGUUCUGUACAUGACCUCUGACAUUCAUUUCUUGUGGACCUUGAAUGGUGUCCAUAACGAGCAGGAUGAAGAUGAAGGGUCACGACCCGAUUAUCCAAUUCCCCAUUUAGAGCCACGAGACGUCCUCUAACAUCCAGUCAUAGAAAUGUGGCUCCCUGUUUUAAACGUAUCGGCACAUUCCUCUGUGUUUGUCCGAUAUGAGUCAGUGUGCUGGACGGAGAGACUCAGAGGAUCAACUGGUGAGUGAGAAUCACCAAUGAAGCAGAAAUAGUUUAUUGUCGUUUAAAGGUCCAAAAGGAGCCGUUUUUCUGUGUGUACAAAUGAUUCGGCGAAAAUAUCUAAAUCUGGUUGCGGUUCUUCCUCCGCUGCCUUUUUGUGCUGAGGUCCAGUGACUCUAUAUUGGCCCGUCCAGACCGUAAGCUUCAGAAACUCCUGACACCCCCCAAGAAGCCGCCCGCAGGCCCUUUAUUCUGCCCCCCCAAGGUGAUAACCGAGGGUAGUUUUUCAUUCAUUGGUCUUUCUGACUCACAUUCGCCCCCAUCGGAGUUUCGUUGCCCGUGACCGACGCCUCAUCCUGCCUCCAGCAUCAAAUCAAGGAACAUCUGCUUUCCCGCCUCCUGUUUUGCUGGUGUUGCAUUCUUUCCGCAACAUUGGGGAGCUUUGGGGUUUUUCGCCAUGCGGCAUUGUUUGUUUCCCUUCUCCCCCUUUUCCAGAUUACACAGAGACCCUGGGGGUUAUCCAAGGCUCCAUGUACCAGCCAGUGUGCAUGGCUUUUAUUAAUAGGCUUAGUGCUUAUUUACCUUGUGGAGAGAUUAUUGUAUGAAGCAAGAAGCUGGCAUGUGCAGACGAGCACCUGACUACACAACAGUGGAACUGGAACAGGCGAAGUGAUUCCUCUGAAGAUAUGUACUGACGUGGAUUUAAUUAAGG